AGUCAUUAUAACAGUAAACCUCACGUAGUAUCAUUCUUGUGUGUAAAAUCUUGCUUCAGUUUCAAGCGUUGGAAGCUCCGAAAUCCAACACCCAAAACUCCAAGCCUCCAUUGAAACAAUGUCGACAUCCGUGAACUUAGAAGAUGUUCCGUCGGAAAGCCUCAUGUCGGAGCUCCUCCGCCGCAUGCGGUGUUCCUCCAAGCCUGACAAACGUCUUAUUCUCAUUGGCCCACCUGGAUCAGGGAAAGGAACGCAAUCUCCUAUCAUUAAAGAUGAGUAUUGCUUGUGUCAUUUAGCCACUGGGGACAUGCUGAGAGCUGCUGUUGCUGCCAAAACGCCUUUGGGCAUUAAGGCGAAGGAGGCCAUGGAUAAGGGAGAACUUGUUUCUGAUGACUUGGUUGUUGGUAUCAUAGACGAAGCACUAAAGAAGCCGUCAUGUCAAAAAGGAUUCAUUCUUGAUGGAUUCCCUAGGACUGUGGUGCAAGCAGAAAAGCUUGAUGAGAUGCUUCAAAAUCGAGGGACUAAAAUUGAUAAGGUCCUUAAUUUUGCGAUUGAUGAUGCCAUCUUGGAGGAGAGAAUUACCGGACGUUGGAUCCACCCAGCUAGUGGUCGUUCAUACCAUACAAAAUUUGCACCUCCAAAAGUACCUGGGGUAGAUGAUGUCACUGGAGAGCCUUUGAUACAACGUAAAGAUGAUACUUCUGCUGUUCUCAAGUCAAGGCUGGAAGGCUUCCAUAGGCAAACUGAGCCGGUCAUUGACUACUACGCCAAGAAGGGUAAUGUAGUGAAUCUUCCUGCGGAGAAACCACCACAGAUGGUCACAAAUGAAGUCAAGAAAGCUCUCUCCUGAUCGAAGGAUGCCAAACUUUUUUGUUUAAAGGCUAGAAAAUUGAACUCUGAAUUUUGGUUUAACCCGUUAUAUUUCUAGGUGACUGACUUGGCUAUUUAUCUUUUAUGGCACUAGGUUGGUACCAACCCCUUAUGAACAUCACAAAGAUGGUGUAUUUAUUUUAUUUUUAACAUUGAAAUCUAGUGAGCUUUUGCAGAGUGCCGUAGGAAUUUGCACAAAGUUAUUA
Nicotiana tabacum (common tobacco) is the source of this 1076-nucleotide messenger RNA. Its product is annotated as adenylate kinase 4. Lineage: Eukaryota; Viridiplantae; Streptophyta; Magnoliopsida; Solanales; Solanaceae. The record is from RefSeq and is a predicted model, not a curated record. Gene Ontology annotation, molecular function: AMP kinase activity; ATP binding. Gene Ontology annotation, biological process: nucleobase-containing compound metabolic process.